UUAGUUUCAUGUGGGACAGGCUGGUUUUCUGCUGAGAAUUUCAGAUGAAGCCUAUUAAUGCAAAAUACCCUCUUCCUCAAAUGUUGAAGAAGGGGAAUUUUAGAGUCAGGAGUGGACAGUAGAGUCCAGAGCUAAAGUUUUACUUUUUCUUGUCUGUUUGCCCCCAUUUUAGGUAACUUUCCUUCCUCAUAACCAAAGCAAGAAAUUACCUUUGUCUGAAAAAAGUACCCUCAAGCAUAAGAACUGAGUUUCUUUGAAAAGCUCUGCACUUCCCUAAGUUCUCUCGAAACUUGGAAGCACUUCCAAGAAGCCAGUCCUGUGGGUGGGACCAUUGGCAGCCCUUUGGGGCCUUUGGUCAUUCUCGACCCACAGUUGUCCCUCCCUCUCUUUCUGGUCAUCUCUGCUCAUAUUAUUCUGGUUCUGGAGUCUUAUUUACAGGCUAUCUGAUUUCCUUUCAAAGGUCAAGGUAGAGUUCAAGGUACAGCUGGGUGAAGGGCAUGCAUAGCUUCCUAAGGAGAAUUAGGAGACUUGAUGUUGGUGUCUUGAGACAGAUUGCUCCUUGGCUGGAUUUCUUGGUUAUCGUUACAUAUGGGGACCAGGAGAGGGUCUCAGUCUCCUUUUCCCUGGGUCAGGGCACACUCCCUGCCUGGAAAGCAUCUGAUAGUGACGUGAAAAGGGGCGUGGAAGACUUUUCCAGAGGUAGGAGUACCAACAGAGUAGGCCUGGCUCCUGAUGCUGGGGCAGCGUAACUUGUUGGCUCCCAGAGGGUGAGGGACCCCAGGAAGGGAGACCGAGACCAUCAAACACAGGGAGGGCAGCCUUGAAACAGGCGAGUUGGGAGACCAGGUGAAGCCUGGUUUCCUCCUGUAGAUGCCAUGAGGAUCCCUGAGGCAGUGGGCCAAGCUGCUUCUGUCCUUGCCUGGGCCCUCCUUUGGUUUCUGCCUUCCUUGUGCUAUGGGAGCCAGGCAGGGGCUUUGAGGUUUCUCAGGCAGCCAGACCCACACCAUGGGAGCUCAAGCUGGACUUUUUUCAUGAGUAGGGUCUUAACUUAGGAGCAUGGGAAACAUUUUUCCCCCUGAAUCUGGGCUGGUUGUCCAGUCACUCCAGGACAUAUAUAUUGGUUAUGUGACUCCUAAGCAAAUAUGGGGUAUGGCAGAGGUGCAGACUAGGAGGUGUCUGAGGAUGUAGCAGACACAUCUCCAAACAGUUCCUUUUCCUGUCCCCAGUGGGCUACAUUCCCAGACUGGUAUUUUUGUUAGUAUGACAGAGCCACAGAGUCAUCUGGCUCAGGCACAAGCCUCUGUCCUUCCCUUUCUGCCCCUGCCCCUGACAGACUCUCUUAUAAAAGGGCUGAGCAACUCAGCUCCUCUCACUGGGGGUUGUGGAGAGCAGGGGGGGGACCAUGGACUUCAUCAGCAUUCAGCAAUUGGUAUGUGGAGAAAGAAUGGAAAGGAAAGUGUUGGGAUUUGGACAUGGAGUUCCUGAUCCUGGAGGCUGGCCUAGUGAUGGGAGGAUGGCACCCCAAGAGGCUUUGGCCAGGGAGAAGCUGAAAUUGGAAGAGGAGAAGAAGAAGAAACUCGAAAGAUUUAACAGUUCCAGACUUAAUCUAGAGACUCUGGCUGACUUGGAAAACUUGGUUCAAAGACGGAGAGAAAAGCGACUGAGACGUAGGGUCCCCCCCAGGGAAAGUGAGCCCGUGGUUAAGCUGCAGCCCCAGGCCCAGGUGGAGUCUGUGGACCUGGAGAUGUUCCUGAAGGCAGCUGCUGAGAACCAGGAGGCCCUGAUUGACAAGUACCUGGCAGACGGAGGGAACCCCAAUGCCCAUGACAAGCUCCACCGUACAGCCUUGCACUGGGCCUGUCUGAAGGGUCACAGCCAGCUGGUGAACAAGCUGCUGGCAGCAGGUGCCACUGUGGACCCUCGGGACUUGCUGGACAGGACACCCAUGUUCUGGGCCUGCCGUGGAGGACACCUGGACAUCCUCAAACAGCUGCUUAACCAGGGAGCCCGGGUCAACGCCCGGGACAAGAUCUGGAGCACCCCCCUACACGUGGCAGUGCGCACUGGCCACUCUGACUGCUUGGAGCACCUCAUUGAGUGUGGAGCCCAUAUCAACGCACAGGAUAAGGAAGGGGACACAGCUCUACAUGAGGCUGUGCGGCAUGGUCGUUUCAAAGCCAUGAAGCUGCUGCUGCUCUAUGGAGCCAAGCUGGGUGUGCAGAAUGUGGCCUCCAUGACUCCAGUGCAGCUGGCCCGAGACUGGCAGCGGGGCAUCCAGGAAGCACUGCAGGCUCAUGUUGCGCAUCCCCGCACCCGGUGCUGAUGACAACAGCGGGCCUGCGGGUCACCCACAGCCACCAUUCCAUCCCCUCCCCUCCCCUGCAUCUGCACCCUCUGUGGUUCUUGCCCAUCUUAUUCCUCUCUCAGGCCUUUGCUUCCUCAGGCCUCUAAGGCAGCCUCGUCAGAACUGAGGAGCAGCGGCGACCCCGGCAGGUAGAAAGCGCAGGCCUCCCUGGCUUUGCACGUCAAGGGGUGCUGCGUUCCCUGCUGGGGCUGAAGCUAAAAGGGCUGAAGCAGAGAACCAUGGGGCAGCAGAAAGCAAAGUGGGUCCAGAUGAGGGCCAGGGAGAGGAGCGGGAGCCAAGCUGGAGCAGAAGUGAGCAGUCCCAGGCCCGAGCUACCCAGGGCUGGAUGUUAGACUUUCUCAGUGUCCACUAAUCCUGAGUCUGGGAGGUUUUGCCCUUGCUCUGCACAAGGGCCAGUUUCCUGCAGGUGGUGACUGAGCCUGUGGCCAGCAGCUGCCAUCCAGGACAUACAAGAGCAACCAAAGUGGGCCACACAGAUGCCAGGUGUUUCUGCAGCUGGCCAAUGCCCUUGGGCAGGGGUUUCUCCAGAGAACUCCAUUCCUAUCAGCAGCAACCCUGAUAGUGUCUGGAAUGGCUCUAGACAAUUUUGGUCUUGAGGACACUGGAGGUGGGUUCUGACAGUCUGGAGGGGGCUGUUCAACAGGAUUGAGGUCCCACAGCACCAGAAGUCUGGGACCCACCUGGUUGCCCCAGAAGCCCCAAGACUAAUGAGCUGGAGCUGAUACUUGAGGGGAACCUUGUGCCCACUUGUCCAAAGGCUUUGGUCAGGCCUGCCUGCCACACUGUUGUUGGGCUCGGCUGGUAGUGCUCCCUGUAGGGGUAAAGUGCCUGGGUGCUGAGGAUUGCUUGUGGCCCACCCAACUCUUGGGGCGGUGGCCCGUAACCUUAGUUUGCCUAAGGCACUGAUGUCCCCCUGGUACUGGAGUUUGAGCUCUUGCCUGGAACCCUGCAGCCAUAUCCACUCUGCUUUAUCCCACCCAAAGGACAGGACACUGGGGAGCUCUGAGCUUAGCCCAUGGGGAUGCAGGGGAAGGCAGGGGCAUGUCUUCCUGCCCCUCAUCUGCUAACUGGGGUAUAGUGAUGACUCACCCUCACAACAGCUCCCUAAAGGCUCCAUCUUCUUGCAUCAUUCUUUACGUUUCAAAUUUCACUGGUGUAGACCUAUACUACUGGCAGGGCUGGGUCCUGAAAUGCCAGAGUGAAUUUUAAAGAGCUCUGCUCUAAACCAAGAACCAUAGGCUAAGAGAAGGGCUAAAGGAUGAAGGUUUAGCCUCCCUCACAUGAGUUCUGGGUUACAAAAGGUACCUUGGUGAAACCAAUUUUGCAGCAGUUAUUUUGAGUCUAACUUUGGUGGCCUUCUCAGGCCAAGACCAAAGCCACUGUUACUAUGUGAGAAAGCUGACAAGCGCUCCACACACCCUUUCCACGGGCAGCCCCUGCCCUACGGUGACAGAGCCAGCUUGCACUCAGACACUGGCGCCACGGGUGAAACAGGAAUGCAAGACCUCGAAGACAAUUCCUCAUCUAUAAAAUGAGGACACUUAAGUGACAGACAAAAACACCUUUUUAUACGGAUCAGUAUUUUUUGUUCAUUAAAACUGGCUGAUUAUCCAUCA
Messenger RNA from Microcebus murinus (gray mouse lemur), 3981 nucleotides. RefSeq names its product ankyrin repeat domain 23 (gene ANKRD23). Gene Ontology annotation, molecular function: transcription cis-regulatory region binding; protein binding. The record is from RefSeq and is a predicted model, not a curated record. Gene Ontology annotation, biological process: positive regulation of transcription by RNA polymerase II. Gene Ontology annotation, cellular component: nucleus. Lineage: Eukaryota; Metazoa; Chordata; Mammalia; Primates; Cheirogaleidae.